This is a messenger RNA of Rotaria socialis, 1815 nucleotides long. The record is from the annotation of a GenBank genome assembly. NCBI's taxonomy places the organism in Eukaryota, Metazoa, Rotifera, Eurotatoria, Philodinida, Philodinidae.
AUGGAACUUGAUGAACAAACUCUUUUACAAUCCCUCAUAAAGAAUUCGUCUGAUGAGUCAGUGAAUUCAGCUGAAUGUACAUCAUAUAUUCCCUAUCUUCAAACCUUAUUUACCUAUGAUACCGAACGUUUACAUCGUGAAGUAGAAUAUUUAAAUGAUGAAAAAUGUUCAAAAUCAACUCAAAUGCUAUCGUUAAUAUUCGACAAUUAUUCGACAUUUAUUCAAACUGCUGAAUGUUCAAAAAAUAUUUCCAAUGAUUUUUCAACAAUUGAAGAACGUCUCUCCGUUAUACUAAAACAACUCGACGAUUUUUCAUCUUGUUGUCAAAAAUUUGUGCGUGAAACUGAACAAACAAAUCAUCUACGCAAACAAAAUAUGUUUACUCUGCAAAAAUAUCCACAAUUAUUAGAAAUUCUUGAGAUUCCUCAAUUAAUGGACACAUGCGUACGAAACGAUUACUUUGAUGAAGCAUUAGAAAUAGUGACGUAUUGCAAACGUUUAGAAAGAAAAUUUGCUCCACCAACAACGAAAUUAACAUUGCAUACAAAUUCACAAAUACCCAUUAUAGUGCAUAUUGUGAAUGACGUACGUUUAUCACUGGAAUAUAUGCUUGAACAAUUAGUAACUCAACUUCAAACCAAUAUACAGUUACCGGCUUGUUUACGUAUAAUGGGUUUUAUUCGGCGCAUGGAUAUUUAUAAUGAACUUGAAUUACGUCUUUGUUUUCUUCAAGCACGUACACACUUCUUGCAUAAACGUUUAGGAUUAAUUCAACAGCAAUAUUCAUCAAUCAAUAUUGUUGACUAUUAUGAACAUGCAUCGAAAUAUAUUGAUGAAACACGUAAUAUACUUUUUGAUAUUGUUACACAGUAUCGAGCAUUGUUUAGUGAUGAUGAUACAACAUUGUAUGUAACAUUUAAUCGAAAUGAAUUUAUUAAAGAAACAAAUUUAUUUCGUUCGUGGCUUAUUCAUCGUUUAAGUGAAUUUCUGAAAGUAUUACAAGUUGAUUUACAACAUUGCAGUGGUUCACAAUAUCAACGACUUGAAUCAUUACUUGGUCAAGUGAUGUAUUUUGGUGCUUCAUUUUCUCGAUAUGGUUUUGAUUUUCGGCCAUUGUUUAUUCAAUUUUUUUCUCAAACAACUUUAACAAAUUUUCGAAAUUCUCUUCAUGAAGCCAAUCAUAUUUUUGAACAACUACUUAAUUCAUUUACUUUUGAUCAAUAUGUUCAAUUAACAACAUCGGAUUCUUCAGCAACACCACUAAAUCCAUUUUCACCACCAAUGAUUCUUGUUAAUUACACUCCAUUAGCUGUUUAUUGUAAUGUUCUACUAACAGCAUUCAAUGAUCUACGUCUUUGUUGUCCUCUAUCAAUCGUUAUAAUUGUUCGGCAACUUCUGACGGAUUCAUUAGUACAUAUAAGAAAUAUUCUAACAAAUUAUUAUAAAUCUGAAAAAGUCACAUUAACAGUUAUUGAAUCGGAACAUUUCAUUGAUUUUUUACGCGUAUUCAUAAAAAUAUUCAUUCCAUAUAUCAACACUUGUAUUCAAGCAUUAUUUCCUGAUACACAAUUAGCUCGUGAAUUAGGUGUGUCAAUUUUGGAUAUAACUGAAAAAUCAAAAUUAAAUCAAAUCGAUAUUGAUCAAGUUAUUGAACCCAUUAAAACAAUCAUUGAUUCAGUUAUGUCGAAAAAGAAGACGCAAUCAAUUGAAAAUGUUCAAUCAGAACUUGAAACUAUUCCAUCGGAAGUAAACGGCCAACAAGAACAAGAAAACACAACGGACAAUGCUGAUAAUAAAUCUGAUGUAGUUGAAUAA